AUGCCUUUCCCAGCUAUGGACCACUUUUUGGAGUCCUCGGAUGCACAAGCGCCAUUCCUACGGGACUGCAAAGGCCGGUGUGGGCGUCUGCUCAUCGGGCGUCUUGCGGCCGGACUUGAUCACAUCGUGACCAUUGUUAUGGCUGGCAUCCUAGGCAUCUACGGCCUGGUGGUCUCGGUGCUGAUUGCCAACAACCUCGCGCAGACGGUCGCUCUGUACACGAGUCUGCUUCAGCUGGGCGCCGGCCUGGCGGUUGGGCUUUGCGGGCUGGCUGCUGGGUUUGCAAUUGGGAUCGUCGGCGAUGCAGGCGUGAGGGGGACCGCGCAGCAGCCAAGACUUUACGUGGGCAUGAUCCUUGUUCUGAUCUUUGCUGAGGUCUUGGGCUUGUAUGGACUAAUUGUCGCGCUUCUAAUGAACGCCAGGGCGGGCGUUAUCGACUUCAAAUGCAGUAGUUGAUUGAUCCAGAUUCUGUACGGCGAACUGGAUCUAUG
Aspergillus nidulans FGSC A4 is the source of this 491-nucleotide messenger RNA. RefSeq lists its product as uncharacterized. The transcript has 7 exons. Gene Ontology annotation, molecular function: proton-transporting ATPase activity, rotational mechanism; proton transmembrane transporter activity. Lineage: Eukaryota; Fungi; Ascomycota; Eurotiomycetes; Eurotiales; Aspergillaceae. Gene Ontology annotation, biological process: proton transmembrane transport. Bases 1 to 456 code for a protein of 151 amino acids. Gene Ontology annotation, cellular component: proton-transporting two-sector ATPase complex, proton-transporting domain; proton-transporting V-type ATPase, V0 domain; vacuolar membrane. The record is from RefSeq and is a predicted model, not a curated record.